AUGGCGGCGGUGCGGCUACGCAAAGUGUUUCAUUAUCCAGAUGAUUCAGAUCAUGAGCAUGACCGUGAGGAGCUUGAUGAGCAGGAACAGGAGCAGGUGAUUGGGCAGCUGCAGCAACAGAACGAUGCCCGCAACGCCAAUUAUAAUGUUUUAUUUACCGGGAUUUCAUUGGUUUCAACAAUUACUCUUCUCCCAUCGACAUUGUGGGCGUCCAGUCUCCCAGAACGCUUUUGUUCCCUGGUAGGGAUCUUCUCCUUGCUGGCGUCAGCCUACAUUAUGCGGUACUUCCCACUUCAACCAGAUCGUAAGGGCAAAAAGCCCUUGCGCGUUCAAGACGAAAGUUGGCCUUUGGUCCACGCUGCCCUGGUCCCGUUGAAUGGAGUGGUGAGCGGGUUACUGGCACUUUAUGGCUUCCUAGGAAUCCGUUCCUCUGAGCCUUGGUCCGAAAUCUACCUCAUUCCUGGUGCUAUGCUUGGAGCAAUCUUGCUCGCUCGACAGGUAAUGCUCUCAGUGGACCUGUCUGUACUCAAAGACCUCCAGUACGGGUACAAAGGUGCCUAG
Penicillium longicatenatum is the source of this 561-nucleotide messenger RNA. RefSeq lists its product as uncharacterized. Bases 1 to 561 code for a protein of 186 amino acids. NCBI's taxonomy places the organism in Eukaryota, Fungi, Ascomycota, Eurotiomycetes, Eurotiales, Aspergillaceae. The transcript is spliced from 3 exons. The record is from RefSeq and is a predicted model, not a curated record.